ACGUUCUUUCAUUUUGCUUUCAGAAUACGGAGCUUCGCCAGGGAACGCCACAGUUCAAACGCUGGGAAACACUACCUCAACCGUUAGAUUUUAAGGUAUAUAUUUUCAAUGUCACCAACCCGUACGAAGUGCAGAUGGGGAAACGACCGCGAGUCGUUGAAAUCGGACCGUAUGUGUAUUUCCAAUAUCGUCAAAAAGAUAACAUUCGGUUCAGCAGAGACCGGUCGAAGGUUCACUUCUCGCAGCAGCAGAUGUACGUGUUUGACGCUGAAUCAUCCUAUCCCCUAACGGAGUACGAUCAACUCACGGUGCUUAACAUGCAUAUGAAUAGUAUCUUGCAAAUAAUCGAUACCCAAGCAAAGGAAACAAUCACAAAUUUUCGGUCUGAUGUUAACAAUACUCUCGAAAAAAUCCCAGUAGUUAGAGUUAUCAAAAGAAUAAUAGAGCGAACUACGCCGAUCCAAGUAACGUUUGUUUCUACUAUUUUUUGUGUUUGCCGCCAACUUUGUCCUGUGUUUUAUCUCAUUUAACCCAUUCAAAACGGCUGUUGGUACUCGUUUUUAGCCUUCCUCAUUAGUUUAGCUAGUCCAAAGUGCCACCGGUCGCGACGGUUUGGUUAGGGCGCUUGCUAGCUUUCUGUUCUGUCCCUUUCUUUCCUGUAUGUGUGUUUUGUUGCUAGUAUUCGUUGUGUGUAAUCAUCACCAAGUUCGGGUGGCGGACUAAUGUUUCUGCUUUGUUUUUGUUUCCCUCUGUAGUCAAUGGAGGUUCGUGGUUAAUAACUAGUAGAACUCCAUCUGCACACAUUUGCUCAUCAACGUUACACACUGUCACCAUACUGUUCAUAACCAUUUCGUUCAACCGAUAUAACUGUGUAACUUUAGACGCCAUUCGAACUGGUGUGAGUUUACACUGAACCCGAUUGGUACGGUACGAGACUCGCAUACUGGCAAAGCUGAUGUUGUUGAUAUAUUUCUGUUUUAAAGUUUUGUUGGAAAUGUAAGUUGAGUUGUGAGGAACAUAAAAACAAUCAAAACGGCUUUAAAUGUUCAUCUCACCAAUUGAAAAAUAAACUCGUCAAUAUGCAUUUCUUUAAUCAAAUAAGCGUUAGAAUUCUUCUAUUCUGCUCGAUUGAUUUUGGUUGGCAAUCGAAUUGAGUACAAGCUAUUGGUAAAGGGUGUUAUGAUCAAAAAUUGGUCAACUUCAACUGGAUGCAUGUUUUCAUACUACAUUAAAAAAAAACCUGCGCAUCCCUCAGAUAUAUGUGUGUAUCAUUAAGCCUACUAUUUGAUAUUGACAUUUGGUCCUCAGUUGUAAAAAUUGCAUCGAAGCAAAGUUUUGCUCACGCAUCGCGAAAAUCCAACUACUCGCAUGUCAAUUCAGUGAAAUUGUUGAAUGAGGCCAAAUGACUACCACUAACAUUAUUAAGUGUUCGAAAAAUGUUUACUGAUAGCCAGAAAAACCGUAUCGAGAGGAAAUCGAAUCCAAAAACGACGAAAAAAAUGGCCAGCUGUUUCAAGUGGAGCCCCAAUCUCCCCGUCACAGAUGUCGCAGGCAAAUAUACGUUGACUGGUAGAAGUGGCAGAGAUAUUGAAACACAGCUGUUGAAGUUUGCAAAGAAAUAUCUCUUGUGGCAAGCCAUCUGUUCUUGUGGCUUCAAGAGUGACAUUUACACCGUAACCGAGAACAUCGACGGAAAAUAUCGGUUGCCUUUCAUUAAGCAACAUACAUUCUACGAUCUGUUUUACCCGGAUUUGGCAUCUUGCCAUUACGGAAAAAAGGCCUAGGAGUGGCAUGCCGCGAACAACGUCCAGGUAGUGCCCAAGGAGAUGAACCCCUUCCGAUACGCCAGAGCACUACCCAAUAGAAUAAUAGUGGGCAAUCAUCAAGUGGAAUAUCAAACUGGCGUACUGUAGCGAGGAAACUGACAAACUUGAUGAAACGAGCCAAACGAAAAGUUAGGCAAUUCGCAUUCGCCAAAAAAGAAGAUUAA
This is a messenger RNA of Topomyia yanbarensis, 1990 nucleotides long. Its product is annotated as sensory neuron membrane protein 2-like. The coding region runs from base 135 to 530 and encodes 131 amino acids. NCBI's taxonomy places the organism in Eukaryota, Metazoa, Arthropoda, Insecta, Diptera, Culicidae. The transcript is spliced from 3 exons. Gene Ontology annotation, cellular component: membrane; cytoplasm. Gene Ontology annotation, molecular function: scavenger receptor activity. The record is from RefSeq and is a predicted model, not a curated record.